AUGCGGGCUCGUGGUUUUUGGAGGGAAGGACACUAUUGGUGUAAAGUCGUGCGGACGGUUGGGGGUUUGACUGGUGUGUGGUAUAACAAUGAUUUGGAAAAUGACGGUAUGGCAAGGUUGGUAUCUAGAGACCUCGAAACCAUUGGAGGCGCUUCACCCAGCACAUCAUGGGUGAUGUAUUCUCGCGCGCCGACGGAGGAAGAAACUGUGAUCUUCAAGCGUGCCGAUGAAAAAAUCAACAAGUCUAUUGGCAAAAAGGGGGUUGUAGAUCGGCCUUUUUCACAAUCCAAAAACGAUGCUGACGAAGACGAAGUCCUAUCUGAUCAAGACGGUCACUGGGAAGAAGACCAAGGUCUUCCUGAAGACUUUGACAUGCUUGACAAUCAUGAUGUUAAACCUUUGUUUCUCUCAGACUUACAAGCAGAAGACGAACCUACGGAGUCAAAACCGCAAGUACAACUACAACUACCUACCAGUACGAAGGGAACCAAGUCUAAGAAACCCAAGAAGGUAAAGGUUGCUGAAAAGAAGGAAUAUAUCUACGUUGACUCUGAUCAAACGGGGGAAGUUGAGCAAGAAGAAGAACCUACACAGUCAAACCCAAAAGUACAACUACCUACCAGUACGAAGAAAACCAAGUCCAAGCAACCCAAGAAGGUAAAGGUUGCUGAAAAGGAAUGUAUUCAUAUUGAUUCUGAUCAAACAGGGGAAGUUGGGCGAGCUGCAUUACGUAAACCCUCAAAGAAUGAAGGAGGAUACAACCCUAAAGACAUACACAUCCAAGAUAUAGGAAAAGUCGUCACUAUGCCAAAAAAAUCAGAAGCUAAAAGAGGCGAGCGAGAAAACUUUCAAAGCCUUUCUAUGUUAAUUAAUACGAGCUUGUUAAUUAAUAUAUUCUUUUGGUUACUUGUAGCGCGCUCGAACAAUGACAAACCAAAAUGGAAAGGAUGGGUCAUUAUGGAUCAAGAGGAAGAGGAGGUUAACGGCAACAAAGGUGUUGAGGAGGCUGAAGACGGUGACGAGGAAGUGAAUGACAAUUCUCGGAGGUCCAAACGUAUCAAGUUGAAGAGGUCUUGA
Molecule: messenger RNA, 1077 nt
Organism: Melampsora larici-populina 98AG31
Lineage: Eukaryota; Fungi; Basidiomycota; Pucciniomycetes; Pucciniales; Melampsoraceae
Exons: 3
Coding region: 1-1077 (358 amino acids)
Source: RefSeq, a predicted model, not a curated record